This is a messenger RNA of Penaeus vannamei (Pacific white shrimp), 5834 nucleotides long. It is a transcript of the gene Mks1, whose product is annotated as Meckel syndrome, type 1. Gene Ontology annotation, biological process: cilium assembly. Gene Ontology annotation, cellular component: MKS complex. The record is from RefSeq and is a predicted model, not a curated record. NCBI's taxonomy places the organism in Eukaryota, Metazoa, Arthropoda, Malacostraca, Decapoda, Penaeidae.
AGUAAUAUCCCAAACAAAUAGACGUUUGUUUGAGUGGUUUACGAAAACGUUUGUUGACAAAAACCGCAAGGCGAGACACUACAUAUGCAUGUUUCAUUUGUGGUUUGACUUUUUUUCUGUGAUUUUUAUAUAAUGGCGUGAAGCUAGAGUUUCGAAUACAGUAGAGUAUAACGUAAACGAUACGUCCUGGAAUCGAUAAAUGAAUCGGUUCAUGUUCCCUCUGUCAUUUUGUUUGAUAAAAUCAAGAAGUGAAAGAAUAUGGAGCCAGCAAAAGAUCAUUGUGCUUACUACUAUACAAAGGAACAAAUAGAAAAUCUGAGAAUAAGGACAGUGCUGCAGCAACUUACAGGUUCCCAGCUGGUUGAUGCAUCACCAAGAGCUGUAGAAAGUACACCUGCUGUUGGAGAGGUAGACCUAAACCUUGCAACUCUUUCUGUGCCCCUUGCAUCAACUAGUGAUGCCAGUGCUUCACACACACAACAGCAAGUUAUUAAGUGGCAGCAGAAACUAUUAAGUCCUUUUGAAAUAGUGGAAUAUGGCCGUCCUAUAUAUGCGGAGGAUUCACAACACAAAACAUACCAUGAACAGGCUGUUAAAUUAAAGAAACGCAAACAAUGGAGGAGAAGAAUUUUCACUUACACACACCAAGAUAAUUAUCAAAGCCAGAUCCACAUAAGGGCAAGCACAACAAAACAGAUGGAACCAGAUACAUGUGUAAGACAAAGGAAAAGAACGGAAGGUGAAAGAAAUGCCAGUCAAAGUGCAGCCCUGGUGGAUGGUAGGAAAGGUGGAGAAAAGAAUGACCCAGAAGUAACCAAGUCGCAACAGCAGCAUUUUUACAUCAUGGCUGACUUGGCACCACCUGAGUUCCUUGGAGAAACCAGAGCCCAUGAAGUGAUCCUGUGCACACUGCGGUACAAUCCCCAUGGCCAGCUGACAGUUUCGCCGGACUUCACCAAACUGAAUACAAAACCAUUUAGAUUAGAGAGUUUUGGCUCUGACAAUGCUCUUUAUGAAUACACUGUUGAAAAUGUGUCUCUUCCACAACCUCUGGAGGAGAAACAGAAAGAAAAUGAGCUGCUUCAACAGAUAUCGCGGCAGCGUAUGGAAGAAAUGCAGCAAAUAGUUGGGCUAGACUGGAACAUGCAACAGUUAGGUGAAGGUGAAAUACGAUUGGUUGUGACGGGGGAGAUUUGUCGUGCACAACACUUCACAGAUGUUUCGUCUUUGUACCUUCACUAUGUCCUGCAUCUUCCUCCAGGAUGGAGACACAACUCUGGGACAGACUGUGAGGGCUUCACUCCCACGUGUGUGGUUGGACACCUAGAGGAUAUUCCAACAGUGCAUUAUUCCACACCCUUCACUGUAGAUGUGACACGCACAAAAGGAGGUAAAGGUUGGCCACAGAUGUUACUGGCAGUAUUUUCAGUUGACUGGUGGGGCCGGGAGAGGGAUGAAGGAUAUGCAUCUUUUGUUCUUCCAACACCUGGCGAUGUCUCAUGCAACAAUAACAAGAGGGACGGUGGACUUCACCAAGUGGGAACAUGGCGGCCAGCCCAGUCUUCACCCAUUGCCACAAUGCGAAGAUUCUUUCUUGGAGGAUGUCAACUCAUGGCGGAUUCUUCAUAUCUGGCUGUUGAUUAUUGCUCUGGGAAUGGGCGUAAGAGUAGGUUGGGAUUCAGGACUGUGACAAGUGGUACAGUGGAGCUUAGAACCAACUCGCUCAUUGAGUCAAACUCUAAAAUAACAGAAUCAUGGCAUUCAACUGUGCCUUGGAAUGCUCCCAGUUGGCAGUUAUCAACCCGUGCAGUGUUAGAUGCCUUCAAUAAAUCUCGACAAAAACUUAGAGCAGCAAAACAAGGGACUUAAUAAAUGUCAGAAAUUUUAAUUUCAUGCUCAGGUAUGCAGACCUUGGGCUGAUAAUUACUUUGUAGGGAAAAGCCUGCAAAUGUGUGACUUAUGGAGCCUUAUGGACAGGUAUGUUUGAAUGAAUCAUUCCCAUGCAUAGUGCCUAAUUCAAGUUCACUGUAAUACAUUAUUAGAUAUAUUUAUUUAUUUGUAUAUUAUAUAUGUCUGUAAAAAAUCUAUUCAGGUCUUCUCAUACUGUAUGUGAAUCAACAUAGUUGAUCAUUAACCCAGACUGAACGUAAAUUCCCAUGUUAAGAAAAUUUUGAAUCAAAGGAUUAAAGGAGAGAAACUGUAUUAAAAAAUGGUUUCUUAUUUAUAUAUAUAUUUAUAGAAAGAAAUUAUAUGGAAACCUGAAAUUCUUACCAGUUUUUUUCUUCUUUCUUUUUUAGUCAAUAAAUUUAAGAAAAUGUCUAUUACCAUUUUUUAUUGCUAUGUUAGCUUCAGUUAUGUUUUUGGUCCCUCCCAAUACUUUGCUUGUUGUUGUCAUGGUAAGGCUUAGGAGACGGAGACUGAGGCCCAAUGUAGGGGAUCACCCUUACUUUGGGCCUCAGCUAAUUUUGCUUGGUCUUUCUUUCUCUCCUUUCCUCUUCCGUAUCUUCUUCAUCCACGUCUUCUAUCCCAUUCCUAAGGUGUGAGAGUGUGCUGAAAGGAUGUAAGGCUUUGUGUCAGUCUUGAAUGGCCCUGGCAAUUGGUUAAUUGCCUAGGCCUUACCCCUUAUGGGGACCCUGAAGGGUAGACCGUUCCUUUUCCCCAUUUUAUUCAGGCUUGCCAUGGCCAAUAAUGAAGAUUCUUUACUCUUAACAUGGGCAUUAAGGGUGCCAUCUCGCUCGAGAGCGAAGUUGUCAAUUAUAAACGGAUUUUCGCAAUUUUUUAAUGUUAUAUGUACAUAUACAGUGAUAAACAUUACCAAACUUCAUAUCAUUUGAAUAGACAACAAAGUUGUUAAAAAACAAAGUUCUGAAAAAUCACAAAAUUUAAUAUUUCACACUUAUCCAUUGAUCAAACUUGUUGAAGAAAAAGCCUCAUACUCUAUAGCAAUACCUAAAAGUUUGAUCACUUUGAUUUUGGAAUUUCCUCUUUUUUUUUCUGAAUGUUCAGUCUUAUGAACAUAAGAUUAUAAUAUAUGAACAUCUAUUACCUGAAUGAAAACUGCAGUACUCCAGAAAAUUGCAAAUUUAUUCAGCUUUCAAAUGAUCCAAACCCUAUAAGAAUCGCCCAAAUAGUUAUGGAGUAUAAAAAAAUGUUAACAAAGGUGUAGUGUUGAGAUAUCGAGCUCUGAAGUUGAGGAUAUUUUUUCCUGCAUUUUUAUUAUUUUUAUAUUUUUUAGAAUUCUGAACUCUGUGUCAAUUUUGAUGCAUUCUAUGGCAUUCAAAUGGUUUUCCAAAGUGUGGCUGGUACCUGGUCCCCCCUUUUGCAAGGUAUAAAUCGCUCAAAGCCGUGGGUAUCAGGAGACACCACCUCCCUCAUUGUAGCCAGGUUAGCUCCCUAGAAAGCUCCCAGCUGAUAGUCGGAGGUCCAGGAUAGCUUUCUCUUUCCCUUUUUGUUAUUUGCUGUCCCUUUUCGAUCUGUCUCCUGGUCUUCCUUAUCAAGUGCUUUUGAAAUGAUGGCAUUGGUACCAAGCAAGUGAACAAGGAGAUUACUUUUCCUUCUGAAGUUGUGAUCUAGUAUUGUUGCCCUUGCGAUGAACAGCACUCGGAAGUGACCAGCAUAUUUGGCCUUUGAGCACUUUAGCCAAAUCUUCGAAUGAAGACUUUCAUUAGGAUUCUGUGUUGCCCCCUUCUUCUCUAGAAUGUCCAGGGCUGUGAGAUCUCGGUAGACAAAUUUGAAGAGGUCCAGCUUUUCGAAGGGGAUUUUAGCUAGGUAAAGGGAUUUCCUUUUGUGGCUAACUGGUGUGACGUUUUCAGCUAGUGCUCUAUUGAAGAAGCAUCAGCUGUCUAUACCACAUGGGCAACAGUGAUGUGCUGACUUGUCAUCACUUGACGUCAAGUGGAAGAAUGUCGCCCACACAGCCUUUUUCUAGGUCUCAAAGUCAGUGCCCACAUUGUCAUGGAUCGCCUUCCCCUAAUAUGACCCAAGAAGAUCGAUGACCUCUUCCAUCAACAUGUGGGCACCUCCUAACAAGCCCCUCGUCAUUCUUUUGCCAGUUUUGGUUGUGACCGUUUCACUCGUAUCCUUCUUGACAUUGCGCAGUCUGGUCCCCAUCCUUUUGCUUACAUGAUUUAUGCACUCCUCCUUCAUGGCGGAGUCGUUGUACGGUCCUUUGCUAUUGUUUAGUUGGCAUACUGCUUUGUAUGUGCUCGAAUCCCCGUCACCUACAAAGGUUUUAUAUUUGAAUUUGAGGUCUAAGGGUCAGGACCAGAUUCACACUGCUGCUUCUCUCUCCAUUGCACCCAACUUACCUUCAAAGUUUUUGUGGCAGACGUGUUUGCUGGGUUACACCUACACCUUGGGCAAUGAUUCCAUAGGACCUCAACGUCUAUCACAAUUCUGGUGUACACAUCUAUCACAACCCCGACGCUGAUAUCUGGUGAUCCACGACCCAUCAAAGGAAACUUCGAUGUUGAUGUUCCCACUGGCAUCUGGCUGCGAUAAACCUUUGUCAAUAUAAAAUAGCUCACUUUCUCUCUCCCUUUUUUCAUUACUGUGCCAAACCAUUUUCCCAUCUCUCUGUAUAGGUAAGAGCAGUGCUUUGUGUAAACACCUGCAGAGAGAUUUCCAAUCAAGAAAUAUGGGGCACUGUUUUCUAAUCCAGCACAUCCCACACCUGUAGUGAGGCUAUGAUAUACCUGGACAGUGUAAGAUUCAGUCAUGUUUUCAUGGGCAAUGGGAGGAGUGUCACAGAGGGUUUUAUCACACCUGUCACAAACUAAUCUCACAUGGUUGUCGAAGUGCAUCCUUGUCAUCACAGGUUUUAAAAUGCCUUUACAGUGCCUUGUGGGGCAUUUCACAUAGCUAAACAACUGCUGCAGGUGUGACAGUGAUAACAUGUAUUUAUCAUCAUAUGAUUUACUACAUACAAGUAUAACAUCAUUCAUGAGAUGUGUCCUCUUACAAUGGGAUGAAGGCGCAUCUUGGGCAGGUCCAUGUGAUGUUGUUGAGGAGGCAAGUGAUGUGACAUCAGGCAGGCAUGAUGUAGAUGGUUGGGGAGAAGUAUAGUAAGGAGGAGUAUUUAUUGCUGUACCUGGCUGAGGAAACGAGGGAGAUAAAGAGGGAGGGGAUGAGGGAGAUAAGGCAUGUGGCGGCGGUGUGUGAGGGUAGCCAGCCUCCUCUCCUCCCUCAGUGGCCCCUGAUGCAGAGCUGACUUUCGUCUAAUUCAUGUAAGAAUGAUGUGAGACACUUCAAAUAAACUUCCCAGAGAUACAGUAUGUAGAGGUGCCAGCUAGCCUUUAUAAGUGAAUACCAAAAGAAAUUGUAUUUGGGGUACUAUUAUUGCAGAAAAACAACCUAGUCAAGUAUAUUUGCAUGAACAUAUAACAGCAAUCGGAGUUGGGCAGGGUUUUUAUUUUUACAUAUUUAGCAGGAAUAUUCCGUUACAGGGUUGCCAUAGACUACUAGAUUACAGGAGAUUGUUAAAAAAAAAUUUGAGUAUUUUUGAAAAAAAUUGUCGAAAAUUCAGCGCGAUGGCCCCCUUAAUGCUUGCCCUUUCAUUAACUAGCCUAUCUAAAUUUAAUUUUGAUGGUUUUCCAACCCCUGCCACUCCUUUGACCACGGCUCCAACCACUGAUACUAAUACCCCCUCUUCAACAUUUACUGACAACUCUAUCCAUUCCAAAACACCCACCCAGGUUGUUACUCAGCCUCCAGAAAACACCCCUUCCUCUCUCCCAACAUUCUUUAUUUCUUUAUUUGCUCAGUCCUCUUCAGUGUCUACCCCCUCUUCCCUUAUUACUACUCUUCAUCCUUAUUCUCCUUCCCCCCCAUAGAAC